CCUCACUCUUGCUCGUUAACGAGUCUUUUAGUAUUACAAUCCUUUUCAGUAGCUAUGCUACGUUAUACAAGAGAAGUUAUGAACAGUCAUCAGAAUAUUUACUUAACAUCCAUUGGUACUUUCUAGGAAUGCCAAUACGUCGGUGUCCCUGCGCUGUCCCAUAGCAGCGGUUUGAUAUCAACGAUGUCUUCUCACCAUCGUCAAGUAUGGCUAUUGGGACCGCAUGAUCAUCAACAAACUUAGAAUCCGCCAGCCCUUACUCCUCUGAUAACGAUUUGUAUUGCAGAUCAUCCUUGCUCACUCCCAGGGCUACCCACGUUGCGUCGCCCUCCAUCUGACCGGUCUUUGUCCUAGAACAGGAAUGCCCGCCCCUUGACUUCGCUACCAUCUACAUUAUUCCUACGUUCUUCCAGAAUUCUUACCUCCCGAACAAACCCCUUGAUUCAGAAAUAGAUCUUCAUGAUGCGCACAUAAAUAUACUCACUUAUGCUCGGGUUGAGGUCAACACCUACGCAACUCCGUGUGCUAUGGCUUUCUUCAAAUGCGCUGCAGCGCUGGUACUCUCCGUGCUUUGCUUUUCACCGGCAACUAACGCUGCUCCUGGCGCAGGUAAAGCUGAUCCGUGUGCUAAAUUUGCUGGUCAGCAGUUUGUAGUUCCUGCGGAUGCUCUAGCCUGUUUAAAGUCAUUCCCAUUCAACGAGACUUUGCGUCAGAAUGUCCUCACCAACAUCGCUCGGGUCUUUGAUUUCUUUACUUUCGAAGAAUUCUAUUUGAAUUCCCCUCCGCCUUUUCAAGAAUCGACUACGAACAUACGAGCAGAUAUCGCACGUAUCAAUCGUACAAAGUUCGCGACGGACUAUAACUUCAACAGAGCAGUUUACGACUUCACCACUCAGCUCAAUGAUGGGCAUACCAGAUGGUUUCCCGAUUGCUAUACGUCGUUCCAGAACCUUUUGCCAGCUCCGAUUGUCACUCUCGAAGAGAAUGGCGUGCAAGGCGUAUUUGUCGCACCUGACUCAGUUGAAUUCAUCAGUCUCGUAGGCGCGGACUACCUCGCACACUUCGAACAGAUCGGGUUUAACUGGCAACGUCUCGCCGGUGCCAAAGUUCUCGAGAUUGAGGGACAAGAUCCUUUUGCUUACGCAGACCACAUUGCCAGCACUGAGUCUGGGAACUACUUGGACCACGGUGUUCGGGUGAACAGUGUCUUCAGCAGUUACCGGAUUUCUGGCUCAGACUUCUCUCAACGAUUUGGCGACAUCGCUGGCCCCGCGUUUCCUGACAGAAACACUCUGACUCUCAAACUCCUUCCAGUCAACUCGACUACAGCUGAGACUGUCAAAGUUCCCUACCUUGCCAAUUAUAUUGGAGCCCCAUUCACCAAUCAAGCAUCCUUUUGGGCGGUGAACUGUGCAGCAAAUGACGAAACAAACGGUGUGGACCUGCGACCACCAAGGAGUGCUGCUAGGGUCAAAACACCGAAACGUGCACGCGCUGUCAUCAUAGAUAAGACUCCUGCGAAUGGCGUCGGUCUGCCCGACCCGUUCAUUCCCCGAGUACCACCUGUGAACGGCAGCACGGGUGUAAUCAAGUCAUUCAUCCUCCCCGAUAACCAGACAGGCGUGAUGUUCGUCGGGUCGUUUGAAGGCGACUUUAAUCAAUUCCAGACAGAUACUCUGGCCGCCGUGCAGCAAUUUCAGGCAUCUGGAGUGACACGCCUACUAAUUGAUCUGACAAACAAUGGAGGUGGUUUCGUCUGUUUGGGUCAAUUUCUCCACCAGUUCCUUGUUGGUUCUCAAAUUGGCUAUCCUGGGUUCGUCUCCACGUCUCGCGCCAACCCUCUGGCUCAAAGGAUCGUGAAAGCGGACAUUGCGCAGGGCAACAAUGAUUUCAUUACGUUCUACAGUCCAGACAAUUGGGCAUUCCUCAAUGACACGGAAAUGCCACUCACAUUUGAUUACAAUGACCCGAGCCUUCCUUUCAAGAUCAAUGGUGUAAACGACCCAACUUCACAACGAUUCCAUGAUGUAUGCACGCCAUUCGCUGUGCCAAUCCCAGAGACGCCGCCAUUCGACUUGAAGAACGUGGCAAUAGUCAACAACGGCAACUGUGCUUCAACGUGUUCGAUGUUCAGUACACUCAUGUUCGAGCGUCAUCAAACGAAGAUUGCCGUUUUCGGUGGUAACCCGGGUGAGCAAAUAGAAUAUAAAGGUAUGGCUGGUAACCAGGUAUUGGAAUGGUCCGACCUGGACACCGAGAUCAAGACCGCUGGCGUGAAGGAUGAUCCCUUGGCUCCGCCUGACCUUCUCGUUUCCGGUAACAUGAGGCACAACUGGAGAACCGCCUGGAGUUUCCUCGACGAAAACGUUCCGAUCGCAUACAAGUCAGAGUUGCCGCAAUUCCGCUUUGCUUAUACGAAGGACACGUAUAAUGAUCCUCAGAAUCUGUGGGAGUUCGCGGCGAGCAAGUUGUUCUAAGUCAGAUUCCGCCGGUCUGGCGUAACUGCGCGCAGUCCUAUCCCAACUCCUGCAUGUAAUCAGAAUGAGCCAAUAGAAAGAUACACAAGGAGUAGUCCAAAUUGCGAGUGCUCUUGAAUCUAUUACUACUAAGCUGUAUGCUACGACACAUGCUGCUCGAAAGCUCAGCUUUUUACGCUAAAUAAGAGCUACAUACGCCCUCACCGGGGCGCAAUAACAUUGAAACCACUGAGCUCCCAAGGGUAUGUUAUAUCUGUCCAUGUACAGAAAGGAGAAGACAAAAAAAAAUGGAACAAGCAAUAAUAAUACUGUCACCUAUAACUUUCAGUGUGGAGACCGUCGUGCUUCGCCCUGCGAUGCACGCGGAGAAUGACUCGAACUUCUUGAACCAUCUCGAUGUCUCCUCAAAUCGGAACGCAAGUGAGUCCGUUCGUCAACUUCCUCAUCGAAAUCAUCUGCCUCUUCGACUUCGGGUAAUCUCUCCAAGCCUACAGUGUCGGCGGCGCCUAGCUCGUCUUCUUCAAAUGCAUUGAAUAGCGUUUGUGACCGUCGUUCCGACGGUCUACGUGUAUGGCCAGGGCCUCCACCGAUAGUUGUUCCUCCAGCACCACCCCAUCCAUCAAUGGACAUUCGACCCGAGAUGCUCAGCCGCGGGUUCAUAAGUCCCCCUUCUAGUGCUGAGUGACCGUUUGCAUGUACGGCAGUUUUCUUCCUAGAAAGUUCGAGUAAGUGCACUCCAAGGAAUGUGACGAUGAAGCCAGCAAGUAGGGAUAUUGAGUUGGCGGGAUUGUCGGUAUUGAAUCCUUGGAAUAGGAUGAC
Somion occarium is the source of this 3296-nucleotide messenger RNA. The record is from the annotation of a GenBank genome assembly. Lineage: Eukaryota; Fungi; Basidiomycota; Agaricomycetes; Polyporales; Cerrenaceae.